CGAGCGCAGCGUGCUUCACCGCCGUGCGUGCAAGGUGCGCGCUCGCUGAAAUCAUUCGCGUUCUUUCACGGGGACACACCGCAGGGCAACAACGACUAACGCGCGCGUUUAUAUAUAUUUAUAUAUAUUCCGAUAACGCGUCGCCUCGGUGCACGAGGGCUGGGGGGGCUUCUAUCUCUACCCGAGGCGGAGGGAACUACGUCACUUCCAUCGGCGAUAUCAGCCGCCGCGCGCUGGAUGCGCCGCACACGGCAGCGCGCAGGGCGUCAGGACCGCAUCCGUCCUCCGCGCGAGAUGCUGCGCGAGCACAACACAACUCGAGCGAUCCUCCCCGGUUCCGCGCGUCUCGGCGAGGAGGCGUCUACAAGCGCAGGCGUAAAAGCGGGGUAAACGAACUCCUCGGAGAAGUGAUGGUCCGUGGUAAAGAGAACGUCACGAAGAGCCAACAUCUGUAACUUUCGGAUUUCCUUGCUUUACAGUGGAUUUCUUUUUUUUUUUUUUACUGGAGAUCGUGGGAUAUUCUUUGUGUAAACAUGCCUGUUAGAAGAGGUCACGUAGCGCCACAAAACACAUUCCUCGGGAUGAUUAUUCGGAAAUUUGAGGGGCAGAACCGGAAAUUUGUGAUAGCCAACGCCAGGGUGGAGAACUGUGCGAUUAUAUAUUGCAACGACGGCUUCUGUGAGAUGACGGGCUUCUCGAGACCGGACAUUAUGCAGAAGCCAUGCACCUGUGACUUCCUCCACGGCAACCUGACCGACAAGGAGGCCAUCGGCCAGGUGGCCCAGGCGGUGUUUGGCUCUGAGGAACGCAAGGUGGAGAUCACUUACUACCGUAAGGAUGGGUCUGACUUCCAGUGUAACAUUCACAUAAUCCCAGUGAAAAAUGAGGAGGGCGUGGUGAUGAUGUUUAUCUUAAACUUUGAUUACAUCGUGGAUGGGGAGAGUGACAACUCCACAGAGAAGCUAAGCCCAACGUCGCCUACAAAGUCAGAUCAAAGAAGGAGUAGGUUCUUCCGCUUCCGCCACGCCGCUUUGAGCCUAAUGAAUACGAAACAAUCUCUUCCGCAAGAGGACCCGGAUGUUGUGAUGGUGGACCCGCCCAAAGAGAAUGAGGGCUCAGUGGCCCUGCCGAGCUUUCCGUCACCCACCAAGAGCAUUUGCAGUCCCAUUGAGAUCGAUGACACGCAUGGCCUCAUAGGCUCGAGCCGCCGCUCUUCCCAGGCCAGCGUCGGCCCUGAACCACUCGGCCAUUCAUCCCCUAAACACCUCUGGGACAAGCUGUACCAAACCGAGCCACAGCAAUCUUCCACCACCCUCUCGAACACCUUUCCCAGAGGCAGCACCAACAGCAUGAGGCGAGCCUCAUCCGUCCAUGAGAUGGAGGCCUACAGCUCAAAUUCCAAAAGCGUAUUCAAGGAUGGUCAUACCAGUGAAGGCGCCUUUAAUCAUGUUAAAUCCAGCCUGCUUGGCUCUACGUCGGAUUCAAACAUCCAUAAGUACAGCACCAUCCAGAAGAUCCCUCUGAUUGCACUCAACUUCUCUGAGGGCGCUGAUAAAAAGGCUCAUUCUCCGCCAACGCCCGAGACAACUAUCAUAGCACCAAAGGUCAAAGACAGGACCCACAAUGUCACAGAAAAGGUCACGCAGGUCCUGUCACUCGGAGCCGAUGUUCUUCCAGAGUACAAACUCCAGACCGCCCGCAUCGACAAGUUCACCAUCCUCCACUACAGCCCCUUCAAAGCUGUGUGGGACUGGCUGAUUCUGCUGCUGGUCAUCUACACUGCGAUCCUCACUCCUUACUCUGCUGCUUUUCUUCUCAAUGACACAGAGGAAUCGAAGAGGCGUGAAUGUGGAUACUCCUGCAGCCCGCUCAAUGUAGUGGAUUUGAUGGUGGACAUCAUGUUCAUCAUCGACAUCCUCAUUAACUUCAGGACCACAUACGUAAACAUCAACGAGGAGGUCGUCAGCGAUCCAGCUAAGAUAGCGAUCCAUUACUUUAAAGGCUGGUUCCUUAUAGACAUGGUGGCGGCAAUUCCCUUUGACCUUCUUAUCUUUGGUUCGGGAUCAGAUGAGACCACCACUCUGAUUGGCCUGUUGAAGACGGCCAGGCUCCUGCGUUUGGUGCGUGUAGCCAGGAAGCUGGACCGCUACUCUGAGUAUGGUGCUGCCGUCCUCAUGCUGCUCAUGUGCAUCUUCGCCCUCAUCGCCCACUGGCUGGCCUGUAUAUGGUACGCCAUUGGCAACGUGGAGAAGCCCUACUUGGAGCACAAGAUUGGCUGGCUGGACAAUCUGGGCGUGUCUAUAGGGAAGAGAUACAACUACAGCGACCCUAACUCGGGUCCCUCUAUCAAGGACAAGUAUGUCACGGCCCUUUACUUCACCUUCAGCAGCCUGACCAGCGUGGGCUUCGGAAAUGUUUCACCAAACACAAACUCAGAGAAGAUCUUUUCCAUCUGUGUCAUGCUGAUUGGAUCUCUCAUGUAUGCCAGUAUUUUUGGAAACGUCUCUGCCAUUAUCCAGAGGUUAUACUCUAGUACGGCCCGAUAUCAUGCUCAAAUGUUACGGGUCAGGGAGUUCAUACGCUUUCAUCAGAUCCCCAACCCACUGAGGCAGCGGCUGGAAGAGUACUUCCAACACUCCUGGGCCUACACCAACGGCAUCGAUAUGAACACGGUCUUGAAAGGUUUUCCAGAGUGCCUGCAGGCAGAUAUCUGCCUUCACCUCAACAAGAGUCUCCUUGAAGACUGCAAAGCAUUCCAAGGAGCCUCCAAAGGGUGCCUGAGGGCCCUGGCCAUGCACUUCAAAACCACUCACGCGCCUCCAGGAGACACGCUGGUCCACAGCGGCGAUGUGCUCACCGCUCUCUACUUUCUCUCCCGUGGCUCUAUUGAGAUCCUGAAAGAUGACAUUGUGGUAGCCAUCCUGGGAAAAAAUGACAUCUUUGGAGAGAUGAUCCAUCUCUUGGCCAAGCCUGGGAAGGCCAAUGCUGACGUGCGAGCGCUGAGUUACUGUGACCUGAGCACCAUUCAGAGAGAGGAUCUGCUAGAAGUGAUAGACAUGUACCCGGAGUUCGCCGACUAUUUCUUCAACAACCUCGAGCUUACCUUCAAUCUCAGAGAUGAGUCUCCAAAGCCCUCGAGCUCCCAUUGCGGGGAUUCAGACGGCGAGGGCAAUAAGAGCAUUAAAAGAAGGAUCUCCUUCACACCAGAUGUAUGUAAAGGCGAGGAAGUGGUCAGCGACUUGAUUGCCGAGAGGGAGUCCAACUCGUGCCUAAGAAGAAGUUCAGAGGCCUCUCUGAACAGAGGUACCUCUCAACCCAAAGCCACAGUCCGGGACUCUAAUCUUGUUGUCAGGGACAACGCAGAGAGGAGGCCGUCCUUCGAAGAUCUUUGCUGUGAUAAAUGGGCCAGUAAGAAGCCUAAGGACUACCUGGAUGAGUCAGCGCAUCUCCAGGACCUGAGAGGGGACGAUAACUCUGCCAGCGAGAUCACGUACGGAGAGGUGGAACAGCGCUUAGGUCAGCUGCAAGACCACCUCAACAGGCUGGAGUCUCAUCUGAUGACAGAUAUUCAGACCAUCCUGCAGUUGCUGCAAAGACAACCGACGCUGGGACCUCCAGCCUACAGCACUGUGACUGCCAGUCCGGACUAUCACAGACCUGCUGUGAAGGCUCAGCCGGUUGCACUACCUGCGAGCUAUUUUUUCAGCCAUACAGGAAUUCAAGGCGCCAAUCCAAAACUGGAGGCCAUUGAGGAAUCCAAAGACUCUCUGUCGAGCUUGGCCAACGUGAAUGCCCCCAUCGAGGGCAGCCUUACAGCACUGCUUGUACAGAGACAUUCAGUGCCGCAACAACCGAUCAGAGGGUAUCAACAGUCUGCACUGAUCCAUCUUCCACCCGAAACAUCUUCCACAUCCUCCUCUUCCUCCCCAGCCCCUUCUGACUGCAACCUGAACACCACUGGACUCAAUAGACCCGUGUCAGACUCAGAGUUUCCGAGGUCAUAAACCUUCCAGCAAAACGUGUUCUAAUAUCUGGGUUGGAUUGCUGUAAUUACUGUUUAAGUAGCGGCUUUUUAUCGGCAUGCCGACACAGAGAUCUGUAUUGUUCAUUUGUAUUGGCUUGGUAAUAGUAUAAGAUGUUCUUUUUUUUCAUCAUGCAUGUGAAAACAAUACUGUUGCUGCAGUUACAGUAACAGUGUGUUUAACUGUUUACUGCAGUUUUCAGUGGAAUAACAAUGGUUACAUAUUGUAACAGCAGUUUUAUUAACAAUGAAGCUCUCUGACGGACCCUUUAGGCAGCAGAUUUAUAUUGGAAUACACAAGUAGAUUCCCAACCAAUCGGAAAAUAAAUCUAUUUAACGUAACCGAGAGUGACCCUAUCGAAGGAAGGCACUUCCCCAUUUACUAAGUCGCCAGCCUUCUGACUAAGUUCAACAGGAAUGCUGGUUUAAUACUUCCACCUGGUUGUGAUAGAACCAACACAAGAAUUCCUAAUCAACAUUCUCUUUCAAUCCUCUUUGUUCUCCAAUGGGCUCUAAUGGACUCUGCAGCUAUUUUUCGUGACUCAACUUGUUAUGUUCCAACACAUGAUUGGUCAUACUGGCCUAGACUGAGUAGGCAAGAGAGUGAACACCACACAUUCAGUAUCAAAUUGGGUUUGCACUUAAUGCGUGGUCCCCAGGAAGAGAGAAAGAGAGAUGUCGAGCUAACUGCUCCUCGUCAUCCCCAGAUAAGGUUCCUGUAGCAGCUGAAAAUGCUUGGCAACAUCUAAAAAUAGACCAAAGAAAGGUACAAAAUUGCUAAAUGCAUUAGGCAUAGUUAAAACAGCUUUUCUGGCUUUUUAUCACCCUUUCGUUUAAGUUUGAGUAAGAAGAGGGGAAGAUUUUCUCCCGAUAACAGAGAGCAGGUACCACUCAGUGAAAAAAUGGCCCUGGAGAACGCAAAUGCAACUGAUCUUCCUGGGCUUCAGUUUAUGGAGACCUUGUGAUGGAGACAUUGAGAUGGAGACCUUGAGAUGGUGACCUUGAGAUGGAGACCAUGAGAUGGUGACCUUGAGAUGGAGACCUUCAGAUGGAGACCCUAAAAUGGAGACCCUAAAAUGGAGACCAUGAGAUGGUGACCUAGAGAUGGAGACCCUGAGAUGGAGACCAUUAAUGGAAACCCUGAGAUGGAGACCAUGAGAUGGUGACCAUAAGAUGGUGACCUUGAGAUGGAGAGCCUGAGAUGGAGACCUUGUGAUGGAGGCCAUGAGAUGGACACCUUGUGCUGGACACCUUGAGACAUUGAGAUGGUGACCUUUGUAUGGAGCGAUGGAGGCAGCCAACUACUGUCACCAGAUUCUGCCAGCAGCUUUCAAGUCCAAGCUGAGACUUGGAAGCCAGAAUGUGAGCCAAAGCUUGGACACCGCUCCCCAUCGCCUUCAUAAGCGUACUGGGUGAAAACGUAAAGCAUGAGAAAAGCCAUUCUUCUUCCAGCUGAACCGUUUGCCUGGCACCCGCCUUCGAGGCGCUUAUAAGGCGAUAGGUCGGAGCACACAGGGUGAACAUCCUCUGCUGGGAUGUUGGCUACAUUUACACCCUCAACAGUCACUGAGGAACCUGGUGUGUCCUGUUUUUCCUUUUUAGUAUAAAGCCUCCGUUUGAUGCGUACACAAACUCUACCACUUGGAGGACCUGCAUAUGAACAGAUAACUGUUAAUGUAACACAGCAUUGUUCCAAAGGUGUGAGAACAGUUUUCUUAUCCAUAGUCGUAUGCCUGUCUUCUCUGGUGUGACUCAGGGGUUAUGGAAAAUUGCACUGCAGUACAUAGUUCAUUAUCAAGUAAACGGUUCUUUUCUUCUUAAAACAAUGUGCAUUAUUAUUGUGCGACACUGAAGUGCACGACAUUAGGCCAACAGAACGCACCAUACGUGCUUGUCGGGUAUCAUAACAUGCAGAUUUACAAGCAUUCGGCUGUUAUCUCAGAGCUAGGAUUCUGACAACCAAGUAUGAUGUAGGAGUUUCUACAUGGCUGUGCAUGUGUUUUCUAUUAAUAUAUUUACUGUUUUGCACUGAUUUUGAGCCCAAAGUAGCACAUUACAAUGUAAGAUGAUGUCAUUAUGUUUGUCUCUUUUUAGGAUGCACAUAAAGGGUGUGAGGGAAAAUGGGAGGGGAGAGAGGGGAAGAGGAAAUGAGCAAUUCCCCAUAAACAGGCCCAAGAGAGGGUUUUGUGCCUAUACAACAAAUCCAGAAGCAAAGUUAGCAUCGUCAUGUAUAACUUAACAUAACAUCAUUGAAGCAUAUUGUUUUCCUGUACCGUUUGUGUUGGCAAUGUACAUUUAAUUCAAAAUAGUCUUCGACAAUUGUUAGAAGAUACAUCACGUUGCAUGAUGUAAAAAAAAAUACUUUUUUUUACUGAGUAAAUUAUAUGAAAAACUCAUUAGAAAAACAGUAGUAGAUGUUUGUUUUGAAGCUGUGGGAGCAAUAAAUGAAAACACACUUCUA
Messenger RNA from Gasterosteus aculeatus aculeatus (three-spined stickleback), 6482 nucleotides. It is a transcript of the gene kcnh7b, whose product is annotated as potassium channel, voltage gated eag related subfamily H, member 7b. NCBI's taxonomy places the organism in Eukaryota, Metazoa, Chordata, Actinopteri, Perciformes, Gasterosteidae. Gene Ontology annotation, molecular function: inward rectifier potassium channel activity. The record is from RefSeq and is a predicted model, not a curated record. Gene Ontology annotation, cellular component: plasma membrane. Gene Ontology annotation, biological process: regulation of membrane potential; potassium ion transmembrane transport.